Molecule: messenger RNA, 1265 nt
Organism: Drosophila mojavensis
Lineage: Eukaryota; Metazoa; Arthropoda; Insecta; Diptera; Drosophilidae
Exons: 1
Coding region: 100-270 (56 amino acids)
Source: RefSeq, a predicted model, not a curated record
CUCUUUGCGUUUGUGGUUUAGCCCGUUCGUUCCGUUUGCCCGUUGCCACGCCCCGUUGCGGCGUGCGCCCCCAAAGCAGUCAAGACGACUUACUCGAUUAUGAAGCUCAGCUCGCCGCGCAUCAUGCAGCAGAAGCGUACCAGCAAAUCAUCCAACAUGUCCCGGGUCUCGAUGACCACCUCGACGGCGGAAGAGAAUCUGAUUGAGUCGAAGCUCUUUAGUUGGCUGCGACUCUUUCGCUUUGCCUCGCUGCUCUGUCGUGCCGAAUAGAGAAUACAUACAUAUAUAAAUACAUACUUACAUAUAUAUAUAUAUAUAAAUAUAUAAGAUAAUGAAAAUCUAUAAAACAGAUACUCGUGCUAGUUUGCCGCUUUCAAUUCAAGUUUUCCUAUUAUGCUAACAACUAAAAAAAAAAUACAAGAGCAAGAUGCAAAAAAAAAAUAAAUACAAAAUAAAAAUAUGAAAUAAAAAAUUAAAACACUUUCUAUAUUCUGCAAUGUAGACAUUAAGAAUUGGAAUUUCUUCAACUUAACAAUUUAAAUCGAUUAUUUUUUGUGUUUUCAUUUUGUUGCUUUUAACAUUCAAGAAUUAAGUCAAUUUUUAGUGUAAAUUUCGCUUUGCGGAAUUUGUCGCGCCUUUCGUACCUUUUGUAUUGUAAUAAGCAAAAUAUACAAACAAUUUUAUGAUAUAUGAGAAAAAAGAGAUCAUAAGCAAAAACAAAAAGAAUUUUAAGAAAAAUAUAAAUAUUAUUGUGUUUUUGAUUGCUUCAGUUCGAAAACAACAACAACAAAAAAGCAGCAAACAACAGUAGCAACAGCAGCAACAGCAACAAAACGAGAUAUAUUUUUGUAAUUUACAGCACUGUUUUUGCGUGUCACAAAACAGAAACCAAGUGUAUGCAAGGCAAAUAAAUAAAAACUAACUAAAUGCUAAAAACGCAAUAUACUAACAAUAAUAAUGGUAAAAGAAAUAAUGAAUAUAUAUGAAAAAAAAAAAUAUAAAUAUAUAUAUAUACAUAUACAUAUAUAUAGAGAAUCAUAUAUUUACAGAUUUCAACUCGAUGCGAGCAAAAUGCGCUUAACCAACACUUAAAAUACUUAUAGAAAAAAUAAAAUAAAAUAAAGAAACCAAAACUAUUCAAACAAAUGACAAAAGCUUCCCCCAACUUAAAGUAAUUGUAAAUUGCAUUUAAUCCAAAGAUGUUGCCAAUCCAAUGUAGAUGAAUUUGUCAAAAUAAAACAAAACAAUAAUAGUUCAAAAUGCAA